GUGUCGGCAAGGGAGAUAAGUGCCUGCGUACUUCCGGCAGAGGCAACCCACUGGCGAGGAUGGAUGCACAAGCUGACGAUCGCAAAAAGCUGAAGCAAAUCAAACAGCUAUUGACAGAAGUGACAACAGAAGAAGAGAGGAAACAACUGAAAAAACUGAAAAUAAAAAUAAAGAAAAGGUUGGCAAUAAACGAUGAUGAUAAGGUUCAAGCAAAGAAACGUAAAGUGGAAGCUCCAUGCAUGGAAAAUUCUGAAGCAGAAGUAGAAGAAAAGAUAAACACUGAGGUAACAGAAAAAGAUGAACUUGAAGUUCCUUUCAAAAAGGCCGACACUAAAGAUGAAGAGGAAGAUGGAGAUUCAAGUGAUAAAGGAAAUUCAACUGCUUCCAAACUCACUGUAGCUGUUGCCUUUGAUUCAUCAUUCAACACUCUGAAGGACUAUAUCUCAGAGCAAACUUCAAAAGCAGUGGUAGACAUGGGUUUUACUCAUAUGACUGAAAUUCAGGCAAAAGCCAUUCCCCAUUUGCUAGAAGGAAGGGAUCUUAUGGGUGCAGCCAAAACAGGAAGUGGAAAGACUCUGGCAUUUCUCAUUCCAGCCAUAGAGCUUGUGUUUAAACUGAAGUUCAUGCCACGUAAUGGAACAGGUUGUAUAGUCGUAUCCCCUACUAGAGAACUGGCAAUGCAGACCUUUGGAGUUCUAAAGGAACUUCUUAAAUAUCAUCACCAUACAUAUGGUCUGGUUAUUGGUGGAACCAAUCGACAAGAAGAAGCUAAAAAACUAAAGAAAGGCAUAAAUAUUCUUGUUGCCACACCAGGACGACUGCUUGAUCACCUACAGAAUACAGAAGGUUUUAUGUAUAAAAAUCUUCAAUGCCUAAUCAUUGAUGAAGCGGACAGGAUCCUUGAUCUAGGAUUUGAAGAAGAGAUGAAACAGAUUGUAAAGCUCUUGCCAAAGAGACGACAAACCAUGUUAUUUUCGGCAACACCCACUCGAAAAACUGAGGACUUGGCCAGAGUUUCCUUGAAAAAAGAACCCCUGUAUGUUGGUGUGGAUGAUGCUAAAGAUCAAGCGACAGUUGAAGGCUUGGAACAGGGCUACAUUGUUUGCCCAGCUGACAAAAGAUUUCUAGUGCUGUUCACUUUCCUCAAGAAAAACAGAACAAAAAAAGUGAUGGUCUUCUUCAGCUCAUGUCUUUCUGUCAAAUACCACAAUGAGCUCCUCAACUACAUUGAUCUUCCUGUCAUGUGUAUUCAUGGUAAACAAAAGCAAGCAAAAAGAACGGAAACAUUUUUCAAGUUCUGCAAUGCAAAAGAAGGUAUUCUUCUGUGCACUGAUGUUGCUGCUAGAGGUCUUGAUAUUCCAGAAGUGGAUUGGAUUGUGCAGUAUGACCCACCUGAUGACCCCAAGGAAUACAUCCACAGGGUGGGACGCACAGCAAGAGGAGAGGGAGGUAGCGGUCAUGCUUUACUGGUGCUUCAGCCUGAGGAACUUGCUUUCUUGCUUCAUCUAAAAAAGAAUAAAGUAGAAUUAAGUGAAUAUGAGUUUUCCUGGUCCAGAAUUGCCAACAUCCAAGAUCAGCUGGAGAAACUUAUCUCCAAAAACUACUUUCUUGACAAGAGUGCCAAGGAGGCUUACAAGGCUUACAUCCGAGCAUAUGCUAGUCACUCACUGAAGAGUGUCUACAAUGUUGAAAAUUUAGAUCUUCAAAAGGUGGCAAAAUCAUUUGGCUUUACAGUCCCACCUUUUGUAGACAUCAAUGUUAAUAGCUCCAGGUCCUCCCAAAAAAGGCAUGCUGCUGGGUACCAACGACCAAAUCAUCUUAAGAAAGCAAAAAUUUUCCAUCAGAAGAUUGGCAAGAAAUUUUCAAGAUAAGACAAUUUUGUGAACUGAAAAAGCCCGGCUGAAAAAAAAAAAAAUUCUUUCCUGAAAAGUGCACCUCCAGUUUUACUGUUUAAAAAUCGGUGUCUUGUCUUGCUGCAUUCAAGUGAAUAAUGAGAUUUCUUUAUUAUAAGUGCAGACACAAAGAACAUAACUAUAGGUGGAUUGUCACAGCCAUAUAACAGCAAAUAAAAAGUGUGCAUAUUGUUCAAACUGAAAAUUCUUGUGUAAGCAAGACAGCAUGCAUGAACAUGCACACAUGUAUGCCUCCAUCAGCUUUUUUUUUUUUAAUCUUCGUAUCUAACAUAAAAAGUCUUCAUUCCUAGACAUUAUGUUGCUAAUAAAGCUUGGGUUGGGAAAAAAUAUUGUAAUGAUUAUGCCACAAACUUGCAUUGUCACACGUUUACCAGGGCAUGAUUAGCUAAGGAAUUGUAAGUAGAAAUCAAAUUUGUGCCAUUGAGAUCUGAGUAAAAAGAGUUUGUUGUUUAGAGAUCACCCUAAACCAUUGUGAGAUUUAUCACCUUGAGGAAAAAAGGUAGUGAUGAAGAAGAAAUAACCACUGAAAAUAAAAUAAUUAAAUCUGC
Pomacea canaliculata is the source of this 2461-nucleotide messenger RNA. RefSeq names its product ATP-dependent RNA helicase HAS1-like. The record is from RefSeq and is a predicted model, not a curated record. Lineage: Eukaryota; Metazoa; Mollusca; Gastropoda; Architaenioglossa; Ampullariidae. Gene Ontology annotation, cellular component: nucleolus. The transcript has 13 exons. Bases 60 to 1871 code for a protein of 603 amino acids. Gene Ontology annotation, biological process: maturation of LSU-rRNA from tricistronic rRNA transcript (SSU-rRNA, 5.8S rRNA, LSU-rRNA). Gene Ontology annotation, molecular function: RNA helicase activity; nucleic acid binding; ATP binding.